AGAGAGUCGAGCAACAGUCCGAAAACUAGUUUGGUGCUGCAUGACUACUUGUGUCGGCUGUCAUGGAGUCAGUGAAGAAAAAUCACCGCUCUCUGUCAGUAAUAUGCUGUGUCUUUGUGUUGUGUGUUCAGCUGCAGCUCUGUUUGACGGGAGACUGCCCUGCAGACGGACGCACCUGGGUGCCAUUUGGAGAUGGGUGUUACCACUUUGUCCAUGGAGAGGAAGACAAAAUCAAAAGCUACACUUUUGAGAGAGCAAAAACUCUCUGCCAAGGAUUCGAGCUUUUGACCAUCCAGAGCGCCGAGGAGAAUGACUUCGUCGUUAAAUAUAGCCCAGAGGUUUGGAAAAACAAUGUCAACGUGUGGCUGGGAAUGUAUUAUGAUACAAACAGUGACAACAUGAAGUGGUUCGAUGAGAAACCUGUAAGAUUCACUAACUGGGAGGACAGCCCCUCUCCAGCAGACCUGGUGCCCUUGGAUACAUGUGUGACUUUGCACAGCAACACAGGAAAGUGGGAAAAUGUGAGCUGCCUGGAGCAGGCGGAGAAUGGAGUGGUCUGUGAGACAAAUCAGAAGGCAGAGGAAGCCAAGCCGAAACCCAGCGCGCUGCUGUCCGCCCUGGUCAUUCUCAGUGUGGUGGCUAUCAUGGGAGUCUCAGCAGUUAUUUGGUUCCUGCACCAGAAGCACAAUCUUGGCUCCGGUAUCCUCACGGCUUUCGAGUACCACCCUCCGUUCCGAGUCCUGGACACAGACCGGUCCUGCCUGGUGGAGGCUGAAGAGACCGACAGUGUGCCGUAGGAGAACUUCCUCACUCUGCCACAACAUGGAGCGCCUCUUCACUGGGUGUGUGUUCAUGCAUUAAGAAGUCCACUCUAAACAAAAACAGUUACUGAAGUAGUUUUGGGUUAACACAUUUCAAUGUCAUGGCACAGAAUAAUGUAGUGUGAUUGUGAGAAGACUGACACCAAGCUUAUUAUAAUGCUAUUUUCUCAUGUGGCACAUAAACAUCGCACUACUUUUGCUUUUUUGUCAUCUGCGCUAACGAAAAAUCAUCUGUACAUUUUUCAGAUUGGUGCAUCAGCAACUGCAGCAGCCUGGUCUAUGUCGUGUAAAAUUAUUAUAAUCAGGCACAACACAUUUCUAUUGGGAUAAUUAUUUCUCUCUUGCAUAUAAAAAGUAACUUGCUAUUGCUCGUUGAAAGAGGGAGAGAUUAAAUAAAGAGCAAAGCUUUUAAACUUUUUUUUGUGAGCAGACAGAAAUGAUCAGCGAUUUAGUAUUGCAUGGCCAUAAUCUUUUGGGACCAACAAGAGGGAGCUUGAGAUAUAAAUGGUCACUUGAUGCAGCAGAGACAGACUCCCUGACGUUUAGUCCCGUGUAUGUAUCAAGCUUCAAAAAUGCUGGAUAUUUCACAUAAUGCAACAAACUACGUUUCCGUUUGACCCUCCCUGCCUGGUGAAUGUUAAUGACUUUCAAACUAGUGGAGUGUCCUUUACAAGCAGUAUUAAAAUAAACAGGAAUACUCUGUCACAGGCUAUCAAGGGUCCAUGUGAAUAGCCUGAACAGAACAAAAACCCAGCUAGUAAUUGCCAUUUUGACUUUCCAACACUUCGUCUAAUACCUGAACAUGAGUAUUGACUGAAAGCGAGUACUGAUCUGAUAACAUGGCGCUAAAAUAAUAAAUAAAAGCCUUAUUGUGUUAAUCCUGUAAGGAUGUGAAAUAAUUGCUAUCCCUUUGUAAAACAAGAACAAUGCCAUAGAACUUUUAUCAUAUUAUUUUUAUAAUUUGAUAUUUUGCUCGCAGCUAAUGUUACGCUAUUUACCAGAAAUGAACUAUUCUUGGCCGCUCUAAAACAGUAGUAGCUAGUGGCUGCACAGCCAUGGUCGGUAAAAGAAAUAAUGGACAUAGCUACCGUGAUGUCACCAUGGGUUUGUGCACUACUAAUUUGAAAACUCAAGUUUUGGCAUUUCGGCUAUCUUGGUUUUCUGGAGCAAGAAGUGACCAUAUUUUAGACUGGAGCUGUGGAGGAGUGAGGGGUAGAUCUGACUCACAGACUGUAGUUAUGCCUUGCAGACAGCCUGUCUCUCACAGGACUCAAGGACUCUGCCCUUAAAUAUGUGUGACUUUGGGCCUUAAUGAAAUGUAAAGAGGUGAGAUACAAAAAAACAUGUAGCCUCCGUACAGUUGUCAUGAAUGUUGAAAUUAGGUAUAGAGGCCAAAACUAUUUUUUUAUACCAGGCCAUAACCAUGUAUAUUUCUACUGUAAUGUUGGGCAUUUUAUAGGGAUUGACACUGUUUUGGAGCCAGCCUCAAGUGGCCAUUAGAGAAACUGCAGGUUUUGGGUCUGGCUUAAUAUUUCAGCCUUGGAGGUUGCAGCUUGUGCACAGCACAAUUUGCUGUGUAGAUUACUGUUUUAGAGUGAAAAAAAAAUAUACAGGAAGACUGUAAUUUCAUCUACUUUAAAAUUUACUGGUAAACAACGAAGUAUCAGAUCAGUGCAAAGACCAGCAUACUCAGCAAUACCAAAUCAAGCAGUUUAGGCAGUAUGAGUAUUCCAAUUCCAGUAUCGCUAUCGGAACAACUCUAAUGUAAACCACUGAGAUAGAUUUGCACAGUCAGUGAAGCAGUUUCUGUUCCAGAUAAAUGUCACUUUGAAAAGAAAAGCCAUCCCUAAAGCAAAACUGUCAAAGUCCUUAUGAAGUUCCUUGCAUUUUGUCCUUGGCUUCAGUUUUAAUGGUGACAAGGUUAGAGACUUACCAAAUAUAGCCAGUAAAGCCAGGUUUUGUUAAAAAAUAAUUACACUGAUGAAAUCGAUUUUAUUCAUUCCAUAAUAUAUUUAGGUGGCUUUAAUAAAAAAUAAUCUACAUUCACAGUUCUUCAAUCCUUUAUAUGCUGUUUAUCUGGCCAAAACAUGCAAUGUGUAUUUUUGUGUUUCCUUUCAGCCCUGUGAAAUCAAAUCUUAGUAUUAUCUUAGCUUUAUUUUUAGGAUUAGUCAUGAUUUGGUGUUGGAAAUAAUGAAUCCUUCUGUAACAUUAAAAGACAAUCAGUAUUUGGCUGUGUGAUGGGUAUCCUGCAGGAUGAUGACGAGACUUAAUAAUAUUGUGUAAAAUACCCCUCUUAAUACUGUUGUACACUUUAACAGCAUGAAUGCUUUUGUGCAAUAUUUGAGAUUUUGCAGGAACCGAGCCGCUUCUGAGUUUUUCGAAAUAAAGUGUUUGACAAUAAAAA
This is a messenger RNA of Plectropomus leopardus (leopard coralgrouper), 3225 nucleotides long. RefSeq names its product CD302 molecule (gene cd302). Lineage: Eukaryota; Metazoa; Chordata; Actinopteri; Perciformes; Serranidae. The record is from RefSeq and is a predicted model, not a curated record.